This is a messenger RNA of Myripristis murdjan (pinecone soldierfish), 2473 nucleotides long. Its product is annotated as pyridoxal kinase-like. Gene Ontology annotation, molecular function: pyridoxal kinase activity. Gene Ontology annotation, cellular component: cytosol. NCBI's taxonomy places the organism in Eukaryota, Metazoa, Chordata, Actinopteri, Holocentriformes, Holocentridae. Bases 218 to 1138 code for a protein of 306 amino acids. The record is from RefSeq and is a predicted model, not a curated record. The transcript has 11 exons. Gene Ontology annotation, biological process: pyridoxal 5'-phosphate salvage.
CCGUGGCGCUGCCUGAAAUAAAAACCGUAUCCAGUCGGUGAAUGUUCUGGGUCAGUGGCUCUGCUCCCGUCCUUCAGUGGCGGAGGUUGUUCCUGUCACGCAAAGUUGCGGCCGGCGGUGGACUGUGCAUGCGGCUCCGUGCACGGCGUCGAGCGGCUCCCACUGAUUUCUGUUGAAUUUGCCCCGUGUGUUGCAGGCUGCCUGUCCGAGCUGGGAGAUGGAGUGUCGUGUGUUGUCCAUCCAGAGUCACGUUGUCAGGGGUUACGUGGGGAACAAGUCGGCAACAUUUCCAUUACAGGUGCUGGGCUUUGAAGUGGACUCGAUCAACUCCGUGCAGUUCUCCAAUCACACAGGCUAUGCACACUGGAAGGGCCAGGUACUGACGGCAGAGGAGCUGAAUGUGCUGUACGAAGGCAUCAAACUCAAUAAUGUCAACCACUAUGACUACGUCCUCACAGGUUACAGCAGGGACACGUCCUUCUUGGAGAUGGUGGUGGACAUCGUUCAGGAGCUGAAGAAGGCCAACUCCAAACUGGUGUAUGUUUGCGAUCCAGUUAUGGGAGACCACGGUGCUAUGUACGUUCCGGAGAACCUGCUGCCGGUCUACAGGGACAAAGUGGUACCAGUGGCUGACAUCCUCACACCCAACCAGUUUGAAGCCGAGCUAUUAACAGGAAGGAAAAUCAACACAGAGGAAGAUGCGAUAGAGGUGAUGGAUUUGCUCCAUCAGAUGGGCCCAGAGACCGUCGUCCUCACCAGCUCAAACCUGCCCUCCAAACACGGGGACCAGUUCCUGGUGGCCCUUGGGAGCCAGAAAAUAGUGAGACCAGAUGGGACCAACAGCAGCCAGAAGAUCCGCAUGGAAAUUCCUAAAGUAGAUGCUGUGUUUGUGGGGACAGGAGACCUGUUCGCCGCCAUGCUGCUGGCCUGGACUCACCACCACCCCAAAGACCUGAAGACUGCCUGUGAAAAGACAGUGUCAGUCAUGCAUCAUGUCAUUAAGAGGACCAUAAGCUAUGCCAAUGAGAUGGCCGGGCCCGGGAAGAGACCCAGCCCUGCACAGCUGGAGCUGCGCAUGGUUCAGAGCAAAGCCGACAUAGAGAAUCCGGCCAUCGCAGUGGAGGCCAUGGUUUUAUAAAAGUCUUCUGACGCCAAGGACAGUCAUCCUAAUGAACUGCACAUUGGUGUCGCGCUGGCCUGAGCCGGGCAGCUUCACACACGUGUCUGAUUUUUUUACAUCAUGGACUGUUCAUGUGUCUCUGCCUUAUAGGAUCUCUUAGGGAGCAUAACUAUGUUUUCAUGACUGAUGUCAGUGGGGUUUACUGUAUGAACACACACACACACACACACACACACACACACACACUGGAAUCACUGCCAUAUCUGUGUCUGUACUGUGGCCUGUGUUGAAAUAAUUUGCCUCUUGUAAGCAAAAUGGGCAUUAGUUUCAUUUAGUUUAAAGGUAAUUAAGAUGUUUUUAUGCGUGCGUGAGUCCUCUUUCACGCGGUGAAAGUUGAUGCUGUUCAAGAAAUGUUCUCAGAUAAGAAAGAAAACAUGACAAACAGUGAGCGACGCACAACCAGGCACUGGGUUUGAUCAUAAAUCACCACUGUUCUCAUGCCUCCGGCCCUUUAGUCAGCACUUGACUUCAGGUGUUGCAUUAUGAGCACAGCAUCAGCGGGAUAUAAUCACAACCUGACGUAAUAAACUGUCAUUUAUACAGAAUACAAAAGUUUCAAGGGGUUAAUGACUUCUGGUGCAACUGCAUCUUUAAUAACGGUUGAAUUCACACUCAAAUUCACAAUUAAUUAAAUUGCACUACAAUCCUCUGAUGCAUGUAAUGUGCUUAUAAUGCAUGAUGUCUGUUUGAAGUAAAUGUUGCCACCUUUCGGAUGUGAUUUACUUACGCAUCAUCAGCAGCCAGAUCCGUCACUGUGGGUUAAAAUGUGAAGCAUCUCACUGGAUGCUAUAGGAAUCUGCACCCAUUUCAGUGCUCUGAUUCAUUUCACUUUUAGACAAAUUAGUCAUAGUUCCUUAACAUUAUGACACUCACAAUGAGUUAACAGCUUAAAUUGUUUUCUUUCAAUCAUUUUAUGUCGGUGUCUUCCCCAUUUUAAAAAAAAAGAUUAGUUUUUCUCACGAUGGUAACAUGUAAGAUCAAUGUCUUAAACAUCUCAAAUUGAGGUACUUGCACAGAUAAUCUUGAAUAUAUUUAGUAAUGAUGAUCACUGUUGUCUUUUUUUUUCUUUUCAUUGUCAUAUCUCAAGAAAUUAGCUGUCAGUAUGAGAGACCAUGCUGUAUAAUGGCCUUAACAAGUUUAGGAUUAAACAGUGGUAGUGAAUGUUUUUGUAUGCCAGUGUAAUAGAGUCAGUCCUCACACACAAGUUAGAAUGUUAAGUGCCAAACCUUAAGCUGCUGCUCUACUGUAGAGCAAUACAUGAAGAAUAAUAAUAAAUGAUUAAUCUUUUAAUGA